AUGAAGGAAAAAGAAAAGCAACAUGACAGCAAUAUAAAAGGUCCAGAGUUGCUACCUAACGGACGAGUAAAAUGCAACCAUCCUUGUAAAGAUAAACAAAAGUAUUUUGCUUAUCAUUAUCAAAUGAAAUCACAACCAGUUAUUCAUGACGAAUAUGGUUUUCUAGACCAAUCAUGGUUUGAAACUUGGAAUGAGUUUGAUUUAAUUUCAAUAGUGGAUUUAGAUGAGGAUAGGUUUUCUGAAUUACCAGAAAUGGCAGUAGGAAAUAAGAAAGAUGCAAACGAAGAAUUAGUGAAUGAAGAAAACGAGUUUGAUUUAAUUUCAAUAGUAGAUUUAGAUGAAGAUAAGUUUUCUGAAUUACCAAAAAUGACAACAGAAAAUAAGGAAGAUGCAGACGAAGAAUUAAUGAAUGAAGAAAUUAUGAAUUGUAGUGAUGAAAUGAAAUGUAAGACUUUCACUGAAGCAUUAGAUGUUUUCGAUUAUGUACUUCGAACUAUUAUUUAA
Messenger RNA from Racocetra fulgida, 504 nucleotides. The record is from the annotation of a GenBank genome assembly. NCBI's taxonomy places the organism in Eukaryota, Fungi, Glomeromycota, Glomeromycetes, Diversisporales, Gigasporaceae.